Molecule: messenger RNA, 1779 nt
Organism: Penicillium angulare
Lineage: Eukaryota; Fungi; Ascomycota; Eurotiomycetes; Eurotiales; Aspergillaceae
Product: arylsulfotransferase family protein
Exons: 2
Coding region: 1-1779 (592 amino acids)
Source: RefSeq, a predicted model, not a curated record
AUGCGCUUAAACACCUUAUUCGGCCGCAACGACCAACCUCGUAAAAGAGUAGGCUUGCGACGUCUACUUCCCAUCUUCAUACUUGGGAUAGGAGCCUUAGCUUUGUUCUACAACUAUGCGCUUCCGCAUCUCUUCAGGCUCCGCUUUCACUUAGGAUUAAGUCGAUAUGAUCUUGGAUUCUAUGGCUUUGCCCCUUCUCAACGUUACCACUCCUUUCAUGAACAGUCGCCAAUUGUACAAAUUUCACCAGCCGGCGCAAAAUGCGACCAACGAUAUACCUUCCUCGCCCCACGAGGCGAUUCUGUCGAACACCCUGGACCAAUGAUCAUCGAUGCAAAGGGUGAAUUGGUCUGGAUGAAAUAUAAUCGGGGUACAACACAGGACUUCAAAGUCCAACAUUAUAAAGGCCAAGACUACUUAUCAUACUGGCAAGGGGAUGAAGAGGAUGGGCAUGGACGUGGAUCAUGGUACAUGCUUGAUUCAACUUACACACCUCAAUACAUUAUUACUCCCGCGGGUGAGUUGGAAGGCGAUCUACACGAUAUCCAAAUCACCGUUAACGACACCGCAAUCCUUUCGAUAUAUGAACCUAUUCCCGCCGAUUUGACAUCCGUUGGUGGACCCGAGCAAGGAUGGAUUUACGAAGGCAUCGUUCAGGAAAUCGAUAUUGAAAGUGGAGAGUUACUGUUCGAAUGGCGGUCUUCUCAUACAUACCACCCGGAAGAUAGUUAUCAAGAGUUGGCAGGGAAAGGUCACGAACGAACCCUGGGCUUUGACUAUUUCCACAUGAACAGCGUAGACAAGGACGACCAAGGACGCUAUCUCGUCUCUGGACGCCACACGCAUACGAUCACCUGCAUCGACUCCAGUGGUGAUGUCCUCUGGACACUAGGCGGGAAACAAAAUAAAUUCACCGAUCUUUCAGAAGGAACUGCUACCGGAUUCAAGUGGCAGCAUGACGCUCGCUGGCACGGAGAAAACCAAAUAACCAUUUUUGAUAAUGUGGUCAACGACGCCGCCUACAAUACUGAGGCAAGCCAUGGUCUUUCGCUAGAAUUGGACAUUCCAGCUCGCGAAGCCAAGGUGUCACAGCGAUAUGACCAUCCACUUGGUAUAAUGGCCGUGUCGCAGGGCAACCUUCAAGUCCUUGAUACUGGCAAUGUCCUUGUUGGCUGGGGUCACAGCUCCGCAUUUACAGAGUUCUCUCAUGACGGCGAAAUGAUCUGUGAUACGCACUUUGGAGCCUCGGCAUGGUUCAACUUUGGCCGAAUCGUAUCUUAUCGUGUUAUGAAGGGCAGCUGGGUUGGAAGCCCAGAUACUCUCCCCGAUGUUGCGAUGGUUGGUGAUGGUAUAUUCGUCAGCUGGAACGGUGCGACCGAGGUCGUUUCGUGGGUACUUGAAGUUUGGGACGGUGAUAACCUUGAAAAGAUGACAUUCGUUGCUGUUGAUAAGGUUGAACGUUCUGGGUUUGAGACCAGAAUUCCUUUCCCAGCUGAUGAUGCUAUCUCUUACUACCGGGUUGCUGCAAUCGAUGCAAAGGGUGAAGUCCUCGGCAGGACCGAGGUCUAUUCACCUCGAGGGGCCCCUCCGGAAGAUACGUCCUUCGGUCCCCCAUUGGGUGUUACAGCAAUUAUGAUAUUCUUGCUCGUUUGUCUUCUUUGUGGUUUAUAUUAUGCUGUCACUCGCCAGAGAUCUCAUAUUGGCGCAUUAUAUCAGCUGGUCAGAUCAAAAGAGGAUGAUAGCGAUAGCGAUAGCGAACGAGGCGAUUCUUCAGUAUAG